AUGGGAAACAACAACGCAACCGCCAAUUUAACAGAAGAAGAAAGCACAAAGCUAGAAACCAAUGGAAUGUCUCCGUUGGAGAAUGUUCCCGUGGAGACCACGCAAGAUCAGGUGUUUCUUGUAGGUGAAGGCAAAGAUGGAGAUAAACAGAGGGAGAGCUUCUCUGAUGGUGUUACAGGUAAAGAGACUCCUGAAACAGAACCACAAAGCAAGGAAUUAGAUAAAGAUCCACAAGUGACCAAGGUUGAAGAAGAUAUGAGUCGCAAUGGCUUGGUAACGGAAACCGAUGAGCAGCUACAUAAAAAUACAUCAGUUGGAGAAGGUGUUGAAACUGUGUGUGAACCGACAAAAUGGGAAGAGUUCAAUGAAACUGCUGGAACUGAAGAAAAGCUGGUCAUGAAUGAGUCUCUAGAAGAAACUGCUCCUGCAGGGAACGUUGUAAGGCUUGAUCAAGAGAUCUGUAUGGAACAAAGAACAUGGUUUCCUGAAAUCGAGCCCCAGGAGAUUCUGAAUCUGGACAGUGGCGUUCUUGAUGAUGAAGUUAUAAAUGAAGGAAAAGCUGACAAGGAGAUCUCUGAACCUGGUUCACAAGGAUCAAACGCGAUCGGUUUUGAAGAUUAUAAGGAAGAGAAGGACAUGGAGAUAGCAAGAGAAGCAGCAAGUCUGAAACGCAUGUCUCGAUGCAGAUCUCUACCAGUGAGGAACAAUAGUAGAGUUAAGGGAGACUCGCCGGUUCAAGGAUUGGUUUCAGAGGUUGCGUAUCCUUCAAGAAACAAAACGGGUUUCGAUAAAGCCAAAACGUCAGACAUUCUGCCUGUUUCUUGCCAAACAAGCAACAAAGGGCAAGAAACUACUAAAGCAAUAAAUGAAAGCAGCAAAGAAGCUAAACUUGAGAUGCGAUCUCCCAGCUUUAGUAAUGAUCUAAGAAUCGAGGAAAGGAGCAAUGAGCCGACAGAAGAAACUCCUUUACUCUCUCAAGACAAGACUGAGAAAUACAAGGCAACACUUGAUGUGGAAGAGGAAGCUGUAAUGCUGAAGAGAAGCGAGACUGAGAAAAUAAGAGGCUUUGAGUUGUCUCUAGGGUUGUCGAUGAACCUCAGUGGGAGAUGUGACGCAGAUGAUAGCUUCAAAGAAACCGAGAGCUCAGAAGAUAACUUGCUAGAGGAAAAACGUAACAUGUCUGAGACUCUGCUUGUUUCUUGUGUAGGAAGCAAAAAGGCAGAAGAUACUAAUGAUGUGAUAAGUGAAAGAAACAAAGGAGAUGUACUUGAGAUGCGGUCACCGAGCUCUGGAAAUGACCUAAGAACCAAAGAAAGAAGCGGUAAAUCUACAGAGGAAACUUCUUUACUCUCGCAGGAUAAGACUGAGGCAUACAACUCAACACCCAAUGUGGAAGAGAAAACCGUGAUGCUAAAGAGAAGUGAGACUGAGAAACUAAGAGGCUUUGAGUUGUCUCUAGGGCUGUCCAUGAAUCUCAGUGGGAGAUGUGACGGAGAUGGUAGCUUCAAAGAAAUCAAUAGCUCAGAAGAUAACUUGGGGGACAAGGAAGCUAACACGUCUGAGACUCUCUUUGUUUCUUGUGUAGGAAGCAGCAGCAGCAAAGCGCAAGAAGCUUCGUUACUUUGUCAAGACAAGACAGAGACAUAUGAGGCAACAAUUGAUGUGGAAAAGAAAACUGUGAUGCUGAAGAGAAGUGAGUCUGAGGAAACAAGAGGCUUUGAGUUGUCUCGAGAGUUGUCCAUGAAACCUGGUGAGAGAUCCGAGGCAGAUGAUAGCCUGAAAGAAAACAAAGACUCAGGAGACAACUUGCUGGACAAGAAAGCUUCUUGGGGUUCUAUGAGAGGCAGAGUCAGAAAAAGGAGCAAAUCUUCGCUAUUUGGAACAUGCCUCUGCUGCAACAUUGCAAUGAAUUGA
Messenger RNA from Brassica napus (rape), 1914 nucleotides. RefSeq lists its product as uncharacterized. Bases 1 to 1914 code for a protein of 637 amino acids. The record is from RefSeq and is a predicted model, not a curated record. The transcript has 4 exons. Lineage: Eukaryota; Viridiplantae; Streptophyta; Magnoliopsida; Brassicales; Brassicaceae.